GUAAAUAUGAAAAAAUUUAACAACACAGUUAUCGAUUAACACAUGUGUUCAUCCUUAUAUUUGAUAAUAAUGGAAAAGGAAGAUCAUAAUAAAGUGUUGCGCACCUCGAAGGAGCAAAUAGAGUGCUAUCUAAAUUUUGUGCGGGUUCACCCGGAGAUAAAGUUGCACAAAAACGACCCAUCGCGGCCGAAAAGAAUGGAGGAGCUUUGGGCGGAACUCUCCCUGCAAUUAAAUGCCCUAAAAGGGCCCACUCGGAACACCACAAAAUGGAGAGAGAAUCUGAGCCAUUGGAAAAACCAAAUAAGGUCACGCGCAAGGAAAGCCAAGGCGCACAAGCUGGUGACAGGUGGCGGUCCCAGCUUAACAAGUGAGCUCUCUGAAACAGAGCAGAGAGCGUUAGAAACGUUAGGGUCAAUUGCGGUUGAUGGGUUGGCAGAUGUACCAACCAUUGGCACAGAGCUAAGAAUAGCAAGAAAGACCAAUACGAGUGUGCAGAAUUUAUAAUUGUUUUUUUCUUUUUCUAAUUUAGGAAGAAGUAGUUUUCACAGCUGCACCGUCACCUCUAAAUACGACUUCGGAUGCAUCCAAUGAUUGCACUCCGUCAUCGUCCCGUAGUAAAACAAUGACGACGGACGAAAUGUUCCGAAAUUAUAUGGAUUUAAUGGAAGGAAAAGCCGAGGAGGAGAGAGCUUUCCGUAUUCAAACUUUAGAUUCCAUUAAUAAACAAUCGGAAUCCAUUAAUAAUUUAGCGGCAGCGAUGGUAUUGCUUGCUCAGACCAUCGUAAAAAACACCGAAGAUUGUACAAAAAAGUAAAAAAUGUGCUUUUUUAUGUACAUAUUAAUUAUUUUGUUGUGAUGUUUUUUGUACAAAA
Molecule: messenger RNA, 872 nt
Organism: Bactrocera tryoni
Lineage: Eukaryota; Metazoa; Arthropoda; Insecta; Diptera; Tephritidae
Exons: 3
Coding region: 43-504 (153 amino acids)
Source: RefSeq, a predicted model, not a curated record